AGUCAGUAUCCGGCUUUUCAAACCUCCCAUAGUGUUCUGUCCGAAAAACAAAAAGAAGAAAAACCUUUCUAUAGCAGGCGUUGAAAAAAACCUCCCAACUGUUUCUUCUUCUCUCGCUCCAACUCCAACAGACUCGGAGGAGGAGGGUGUUUUCAGUUAGAAAGUGCCCAGUUUGUACAGAAUAGUCCAUUGCUCUUUUCUGGGUUCUGAUUGAGUCAGUAGAAGUUUGGGAAAGGAUAGCAUUUAAUGGGUUUACAGUAAGUGUGGCUUUGCUAUACUUGUAAUUGAGCUGUGAACUGGUGGAGGAUUUUGCUUGGUCAAAUUGGUUGGUAUUCAAAAGAUUUUUGUAGGUAGCGGAAAUGACUUCUGUUGAAUUUUGAGGAUUUACAAUCCAUAUUCCUAAUUGAGUGACACAUAAAGAUGAUUGGGAGAAAAGGCUUGGGGCGUGCAUCACCAGUACUUUUGGUGCUUUUGGCACUUGGGUUUUUCUUUGCAUCUUAUAAUUUGUUAACUGUGGUAAUACACAACAAGGCUUCAUCCUCGGGGCUUUUGGGGGCAGAUCGGUUGAUAAAGCCCAUGAUUCAGAGGUAUGAGAACGCGAAGAAUUCGAAAUAUCAUGUUGCUCUUACAGCAACUGAUGCUCCCUAUAGCCAAUGGCAGUGUCGGAUUAUGUAUUACUGGUACAAGAAGGUAAAAGAUAUGCCUGGAUCAGAUAUGGGAAAGUUCACACGAGUUUUGCAUUCUGGAAAUGCUGACAAUUUGAUGGAGGAGAUUCCAACAGUUGUGGUUGAUCCUCUUCCAGGGGGCUUGGAUCGGGGCUAUAUUGUCCUAAAUAGACCAUGGGCUUUUGUGCAAUGGCUAGAGAAAGCAACAAUCGAGGAAGAAUACAUUCUAAUGGCCGAACCUGACCACAUAUUUGUAAAUCCCUUGCCAAACUUGGCACAUGGAAACAGUCCAGCAGGGUAUCCAUUUUUCUACAUUAAACCAGCUGAAAAUGAGAAAAUAAUUAGGAAAUUUUAUCCUGAGGAAAAAGGUCCUGUGACUGAUAUUGAUCCAAUUGGCAAUUCUCCUGUAAUCAUAAAGAAGUCCUUGCUGGAGGAAAUUGCUCCCACAUGGGUGAAUGUUUCUUUGAGAAUGAAAGAUGACCCAGAGACUGAUAAGGCCUUUGGAUGGGUGCUUGAGAUGUAUGCAUAUGCUGUAGCAUCUGCAUUGCAUGGAGUGCAGCAUAUUCUUCGUAAAGACUUCAUGCUGCAGCCUCCAUGGGAUUUGGAAGUUGGAAAGACGUUCAUCAUUCAUUAUACUUACGGAUGCGACUAUAAUUUAAAGGGAGAACUGACUUAUGGCAAGAUUGGAGAAUGGCGUUUUGACAAGAGAUCAUAUCUUAGUGGUCCUCCACCAAGAAACCUCUCCUUGCCCCCUCCAGGAGUUCCUGAAAGUGUGAUAAGGCUCGUGAAGAUGGUUAAUGAGGCUACAGCAAACAUUCCUGGGUGGAACACAUUAACUAGUGGCUGAGAUGAAAAGUAAGAUAUAAGCCCAUGAAUUCUUCUCUUGCUUACUGAUAUUUUAAAGCCUGUCAGGGAGUUCUGUCGAUACGGAAUUUAACGUAGCAAAAGAAUGUUAUAGGUAGAAAAGGAAUGUCUUGAUGAGUCAAAAAGGAUAUUUUCUUGUUGGUGCUCUUUUACAUACAGCCAUGAAGGUUACUCAAUUGUUGGUGCUCUUUUACUCAAUUCUUUUGUAUACGUUCACAUGUUGGAAUUACUUACGCUUAAUUGAAA
Messenger RNA from Prunus mume (Japanese apricot), 1775 nucleotides. Its product is annotated as hydroxyproline O-arabinosyltransferase NOD3-like. Gene Ontology annotation, molecular function: glycosyltransferase activity. Lineage: Eukaryota; Viridiplantae; Streptophyta; Magnoliopsida; Rosales; Rosaceae. The record is from RefSeq and is a predicted model, not a curated record.